CAGCUUCUGCGCAGACGCAGAACAACAACUGCUCUGAUCAGCUGACUGUGAGUGUAGAUGCUGUGUUGAAGCACCUUUGAGUCGAAAAGCUGUAAUUAUCUGCGCCAUGCAUGGGAAGCUGCGACUGUUUAACUGAAUUACACCGUGUGGACCAAAUACUGACGCCGUAAACACACCGUGACUUCCUUUCAUCAAAGGCCCGGUGGACGAACAUCUUACCAGCAGCCAUGACAGAAUUCUGGUUGAUCUCCGCUCCGGGGGAGAAGACGUGCCAGCAGACGUGGGACAAGCUGAUGGUGGCCACCGCACAUGCCAACAACCUCUCCGUUAACAACAAGUUCAAUAUCCCUGAUCUCAAGGUCGGAACACUAGAUGUCUUAGUGGGUCUGUCAGAUGAGCUGGCUAAACUGGACACGUUUGUGGAAACUGUGGUGAAGAAGGUCGCUCAGUAUAUGGCCGACGUCCUGGAGGACAGCCGAGACAAAGUCCAGGAGAACCUGCUCGCUAAUGGAGUUGACCUGGUCACAUAUAUCACCAGAUUCCAAUGGGACAUGGCGAAGUAUCCAAUCAAACAGUCGCUGAAAAACAUCUCUGAGAUCAUCUCCAAGCAAGCGACUCAGAUAGACAAUGACCUGAAGGCCAGAGCAUCAGCCUACAACAACCUGAAGGGAAACCUGCAAAACCUGGAGAGGAAGAAUGCGGGGAGCUUGUUGACCAGGAGUUUGGCUGACAUAGUGAAGAAAGAGGACUUUGUCUUGGACUCAGAGUACCUGAUUACUAUGCUGGUGGUUGUCCCAAAGACAAGCUAUGUUGAAUGGCAGAAGACGUAUGAAACCCUGGCAGAAAUGGUUGUGCCACGCUCCACAAAGCUGCUGUUUGAGGACAACGACAGCGGUCUGUUCAGCGUCACUCUCUUCAGGAAGGCUUUAGAUGACUUCAAGCACAAGGCCAGGGAAAACAAGUUUACUGUGCGUGAUUUCCAGUACAAUGAGGAGGAGCUGAAGGCAGACAAAGAGGAGAUGACACGUUUAUCCACUGACAAGAAGAAACAGUUUGGGCCUUUGGUACGAUGGCUGAAAGUGAAUUUCAGCGAAGCCUUCAUCGCGUGGAUUCACAUAAAAGCCCUGCGUGUGUUUGUGGAGUCGGUAUUGAGAUAUGGGCUUCCAGUGAACUUCCAGGCCAUGCUGCUCCAGCCCACCAAGAAGAACAUGAAGAAGCUGAGAGAGGUGCUCUACGACCUAUACAAACACCUGGACAGCAGUGCUGCCAUCAUUGAUGCCGCUAUGGACAUCCCAGGACUGAACUUGAGCCAGCAGGAGUACUACCCCUAUGUUUAUUACAAGAUCGACUGCAACCUGCUGGACUUCAAAGUCUAGACACAUCGCCAUCAUCAUCUCACUGUCUGUGCAGUAGUAUCCUCAUGUGACUCAUGUUCACAUCCCCAAGCUGUAAUUUAUUUGCACCCAGUUUUCAUUCCUCUUUUCCUCUCUCAUGCCCAAGAUACAUUCCUGGCUCCAUACUGAAUAAGUUGUUGAAUAUGGGCCGUUUUUUUUGUCGCUUCCUCUUUGUACUACUCUGUAAAAGUGAAAAGCUCCCCAGUUUACAUUACAUGCACCAACAUGGUUGACAUUCCCCAUCAAAAGACAUAAACAAUGCUGUAUUUUUGUUGCUGUUUUUUCCCCCCCUGUCCACCCUACUUUAUAAAAAGCAACAAAAACUGUACACGUGUGGGGAGGGUGGGGAGAAAAAUGUAUGUAUGUUAAAUAUAGUAUUUAUUUAAAGCCUCUAAAAUCAGUGGAGAUGUUUUUGUUUGUUCAGUUUUUUGAAAGUGAUGUGUUUUUAGCUCCAUGUAAGGAAUGUCUGUUUACAAGUAGAUGUUGACCAUCGUCCCCCCCAAUAAAGCUAUAUCUUGUGAAACACUGAGACGGAUCAUUUUACAGUAUAAAGAAGCAAUACGUUUGCUGAUUGUAUGCUCCUAUGAUUUCUGUAUAUUAAGCAGUUUGAGAAAUAUAAUAAUAGGUCUAUGUGCAAAUACUGUGUUGUCAGUAUAACUGAAAGAUUACACCACAUAUUUAAAAUAAAUGUGAAAAAUAAAUACUCUAUGUGAAAUAUA
Messenger RNA from Sebastes umbrosus (honeycomb rockfish), 2113 nucleotides. It is a transcript of the gene atp6v1c1b, whose product is annotated as ATPase H+ transporting V1 subunit C1b. Gene Ontology annotation, biological process: proton transmembrane transport. The record is from RefSeq and is a predicted model, not a curated record. Gene Ontology annotation, molecular function: proton-transporting ATPase activity, rotational mechanism. The transcript is spliced from 13 exons. The coding region runs from base 228 to 1376 and encodes 382 amino acids. Gene Ontology annotation, cellular component: lysosomal membrane; vacuolar proton-transporting V-type ATPase, V1 domain. NCBI's taxonomy places the organism in Eukaryota, Metazoa, Chordata, Actinopteri, Perciformes, Sebastidae.